AUGGCAGAAAAUACUGCCAAUUUAUCAUUGCUAUCGGAUCUUACUCCUCCCUCCCUCGAACGAACCUGGCUCACCGCACCACAUCCCACCCUCCCCAUUGUUGCGACAUGUAGCUCCGACAAGACCGUGCGGGUCUAUUCGCUGACCAACUUCAAACUCUUGUCGACCAUAUCAGGUGGCCAUAAACGCAGCGUGCGGACAUGCGCCUGGAAACCGCAUAUCCAGGGCGAGAGUGUUCUUGCCACGGGCAGUUUUGAUGCGACCGUGGGUAUCUGGAGACGAUGGGAUAGCUACGGACGGGAAGAAGGCGGAGCUGGAGAAUGGGGACUCAGCGCUGCUGCAGACAAUGGAGCAUUGUCCCGGGAGAAUAGGGAAGAUAACGAGGAAGAGGAAGAGGAGGAGGAAUGGCGGUUUGCCGUGCUCCUAGACGGACACGACAGUGAAGUCAAGUCGGUUUCGUGGUCUCCUUCGGGCAUGUUGCUGGCGACAUGCUCUCGGGACAAGUCAAUUUGGAUUUGGGAGGAUUUGGACGAUGGUGACAACAAUUUCGAAACGGUGGCAGUUAUGCAGGAGCACGAGGGCGAUGUGAAAUGCGUCUCCUGGCAUCCGGUCGAGGAGUGCCUCGCCAGUGCCAGCUACGAUGACACCAUCCGUUUAUGGCGCGAGGAUAUCGAUGAUUGGGGCCAGGUUGCCUGCCUCAAGGGCCAUGAGGGCAGCAUCUGGUUCAUCGAUUGGGAAGGCGUUGAAAAUGUUCCCUCCUCCGCCGGAGACAACGACAUUACCUCAUGGAAAGAGCUGCACGCCCUCUCAGGCCCACGUUUGGCAUCCUGCUCCGAUGAUCGAACCGUACGUAUCUGGCGACGACAGCCCAAGGAGCAGCAACAGUCCACAUUCGGAACCACGCCAGGCAUGCCCAGCAUCAUCCGGCCGACCGGAACGGAUGAAAUUUGGGAACAAGAAGCGGUUCUUCCCCAAACACACGUCCUUUCCAUCUAUGCCGUGGCUUGGAGUAAACGAACGGGUCUACUGGCCUCUGUGGGCGCCGAUGGUCGAAUCGUGAUAUAUAAAGAGCGUUUCGUAGCGACUCCCGACGGAUCGCACCAGGCGAUGGACACAUAUCCUCAGUCUUCAUCGUCGCCCAGCAUUCGAACGGAGUGGGUUGUUAUUGCUACUAUGGAUGGCGCGCAUGGAAUAUACGAGAUCAACCACAUUUCGUGGGCGAAGCGCGCGGAUCGAGGACGGGAAGAAGGUAAAGAGGAGGAGGUUCUGGUCACUACAGCCGAUGAUGGAGGUAUUAAGGUUUGGACGUUUGAAAGGUAG
Aspergillus wentii DTO 134E9 is the source of this 1320-nucleotide messenger RNA. RefSeq names its product iron-sulfur cluster assembly protein CIA1 (gene cia1). The coding region runs from base 1 to 1320 and encodes 439 amino acids. The record is from RefSeq and is a predicted model, not a curated record. The transcript has a single exon. NCBI's taxonomy places the organism in Eukaryota, Fungi, Ascomycota, Eurotiomycetes, Eurotiales, Aspergillaceae. Gene Ontology annotation, cellular component: cytosolic [4Fe-4S] assembly targeting complex. Gene Ontology annotation, molecular function: protein binding. Gene Ontology annotation, biological process: iron-sulfur cluster assembly.